UUGGUGCAGAGCGAGUUUGUGGGACGCGCAGUGCACAGUGGGUGUUGGGUUCCUAAUCAGAAAUUUACAAAUACACAAAAAUGAAUAAGUAUAUCGUCGGUUCUGCUGUCCUGGUGACCCUAUUGGGACUAUACGUCAGGCAAGGGGAAGCGCUCAUGUGCUGGGACUGUAACAGCGCCCUGGACCCAAGGUGCGGAGAGUUCAACUUCGACAAACACACGCUGGACACUGUCAACUGCUCCCACGUCUACAAUGAGUAUCUCAGGAAAAAGGAACCUCUCUACUGCAGGAAAAUAGUCCAGACAAUUCAGGACACCGUGCGCACUGUGCGAGGCUGCGGCUGGCUCGAGGAGACGAAGGCUGAUGUCGGAGGCUGCUACGUCAGGACCGGCACGAAGGACAUCAUGGUGAAGUACUGCCACUGCAAGGGCGACGAGUGCAACGGCGGCGCCUCCCUCGUGGCCUCCUUGGGACUGGCCACAGGACUCCUGGCCUUAACCAAGCUCUUCUAGUCGCGCCAGAACCACUUAGUGUGUUGGGAAACCAAUUCGCUCGGCGCUUUUAUGCUACAUUUAAAACACACAAAAGUCAAAUACUCAAAUUCGGCCCCGGUAGUAAACAGCUUCGAAAUUAAUCGACAUCGUGUUUUUUUAUGGGUUGUGAUGAUGCCUAUUGCUGAGGAUGUAAAUAAACUUUAGCAGUAACACGAAAAUGAUACUGUGGAACUCAAGAAUAAUAACUAUAAGAGCAUAAUUUUUUCAGGAAUUAUUGACUAGUAUGUCCUUGGCGUCUCGUUGCACUACGACCGAGAAUCUCAUUUGUUGUUAGCGCUCUUAGCGUUAGCGCCUCGUGUACUGUUCCAACUUUGAACAACCACCACUGUGUACUGUACUCAUAUUGAACGGCCUCCCUUGUGUAUUGUAACAACAUCAAAGAAUUUACAUGUAAUGAUUUGUUUUGUGAAGAAGAAGAAACAAAAAGGUUACACGGAAAAGCCUCCUCUGCCUUACACAGAGAGUGGAUGAAGCAGGAUUGCUGUAGAGUUCCACACUGCCUUUCGCACCUGUUAAACAAACUCCAGACACUGUUUUAUCAUUUGUCCCUUGAUGCUGCUGGAGACAGUGGUCUGAACCGUCACUGGUCAGAGCCGAUCAGCCCAAAUUAACUGACAAUGCACAAUUUGCUAACCAUGAACUCCCCGAAAGCACAAAAUGCAAACGACCCCUCCAGGGUUUAGACCUAUUUCUCUCCAGUAAUGUUGAUUUUCCAUUCACCGAUGAAUCAGGGGAAGGCAGCUCGAACUCAGAAUCCAUUUUCACUUUCCGGAUUUAUAAAUAUUCAAAGCACUUUCCAGAGGGAAUCGUGGGGACGAAUUACCUCCUUCUGAUUCACCACGAGAAUGUUUGCUUGGGUUCCGUGCACACGCUCGGAAUUUGCAUUCUCACUAUCUUAGUGCAAAUGACAGAAAUAUUCACAAGUGUAGCAUAAUGUGUACAUAGAUAAGCAGUUUUAAUGCUCUCUCUUCUGCUUGUCAGUGGAAAACUUUGCCUUGUAAAAAUGCAAGUUCAAAUUGUGCUUAGUGAUGUAGAGAUGAUGAGUCUGUAAAUGAAAUAACUUUUGUCCAAUAAAUGAACACUAUUGGAAGACCUGUGGUGGUGCGAAGCUUUGAUUCUCGACCUUAGGCUCUCGCGUGAGGUUAAGUCUGCGCGGCCGCCCGCCUUGAGCCGCCGAGGCGCUCCCGGCAGCAAGCAAGUCUCAUCUACCGCCUUACCUCGUCACACCUUGGUUUUCAUUCGAGCAUGCUGCCUCUUCUCUCGCCUUGUGUUUUCAGUUCUUUCCUUGGUUUACUAGACUUCUCCCUCCGCGACUCUCUCUCCAGAGUGUCGGUUUCCAUGCUGCUCGUCAAAUGCAUGAUAUGAUGACCAGACAUUCAAGUAUACACACUACCAUGGGUUCGGCGUCUUCUCGUGUCAAGACGCAACGGAGGUUGAUACUCACAUUAUUUUCUCUGUGAAUCUGACUGUUCUGCUAUUCGUGGUACAGCAUGGUCACACUACCGAUAUGUGUGGUAUGUCCGCCACUGGACGCUGUUGCCGUGAAAAUUGUAGAUGUUGUUUUAGACACGUUAUCCUGUGAUUCACGAGCGGGAUAAUAGCUCUUACUGCCUUAAUCGUUUGAUCCUAGUGACCUGGGAACAUAUGUCAAAGCAUUAAGAAUAUAUAUAUAUGGCUGAAACUAGCUCUUGCUUAUGAUUUUCUUUUCUUUGCUUUUGAGAUGUGAAUUGUUGCUCUGAUAUAAACAUUGGCGAAGCUUUGUUUAUUUAUGAUACGGUAUAUUCCCAUGCUCUGACGAUGGGAAAUUUAGUCAGUCUACACUAUGUUUUUUGUUUGAUAAUAUCAAUGGUUCGUGAAUGUUGUGUUUUGUGGGGAAACCUGUAUGGUUGUCGUGUACAUGUUAGGAGUAAAACGUACUUUACAACUUGAGAACAGCCACUCAUCAUACCUGUAAUUGUAGAUUUAUGCUGUAGCUUCUACUGUAUUGCUUCUUUGACGGUAAGAAAAAAAAAAACACUGAUGACUUAUUUGUUAUUUUCUCUAAAAAUUGGAUACGACAGCAUUUGGUUGUUAGCAAGCAAGCAUCUUUGCUCGAUUCUAAUAGUAUAUUGACAGACCCUAUGACGAAGGCAGCUAUUUCAUAAUAAAACGUUUGGUUAGA
Penaeus chinensis is the source of this 2715-nucleotide messenger RNA. RefSeq lists its product as uncharacterized. The record is from RefSeq and is a predicted model, not a curated record. Gene Ontology annotation, biological process: sleep; regulation of synaptic transmission, cholinergic; positive regulation of voltage-gated potassium channel activity. NCBI's taxonomy places the organism in Eukaryota, Metazoa, Arthropoda, Malacostraca, Decapoda, Penaeidae. The transcript is spliced from 3 exons. The coding region runs from base 81 to 512 and encodes 143 amino acids.